Molecule: messenger RNA, 4905 nt
Organism: Lytechinus pictus (painted urchin)
Lineage: Eukaryota; Metazoa; Echinodermata; Echinoidea; Temnopleuroida; Toxopneustidae
Exons: 2
Coding region: 148-2142 (664 amino acids)
Biological process (GO): protein monoubiquitination
Molecular function (GO): zinc ion binding; ubiquitin protein ligase activity
Source: RefSeq, a predicted model, not a curated record
AGUACGCACCAUCAUUGUGAAUUGAUGUAGCCAAAAUAUAUAAUACUGCUGCUAUUAGACCCCGUAUAAUAUUAUUACUUCGAUCAAACUGAGAAACAUAUCGUUUUUAAUGGACAUAAGCAGUUUGAUUCUCAUAAAAAUCUAAUCAUGGCUGAAGCAUUAAAGACUGUCAUCUCCCAAAGUACAGAGUGUCCAGUGUGCCUUUCUACAUUCACCGAUCCCAAGAUCCUGUCUUGUUCUCACACUUUCUGCAAGACUUGCCUGGACAACCUAUUAGAGUGUCACGGUAACUCCCAGAUCCGAUGCCCUGUCUGCAGAGCUGUCACGCAGGUCCCAAACCAAGAUGUCGGCAAACUACAGGUAAAUAUUGCUUUGAAAAGUCUGAUAGAUGACAUGAAGGGCCAACCUAAGAUUUGCACAAAUUGUCAAUCCAAUGACAAGCCCCAUGCUGAUGUCUACUGCCAAGACUGUGGCAGGUAUCUCUGCACAUCUUGUCUUAAUAAGCACUCUCAGUGGGAAGGCUUCAUCGGCCAUGACGUCAUUGCCAUGAGUGAGAUCUCAUCAGGCAAGGUGUAUGUACGUAGAUACCGCAAAUGUAGGAAACAUCCGAAAGAAGAUGAGGGUUGCUUCUGUUCCAGCUGCAGGAGAUUCACAUGCUCAAGGUGUGUUGUUAUGGAACAUACGGGAGAAGGACACAAGGUCAUCAAGGGAACAGCUUAUGAGGACAAACACAUGAAGGGUAUCAAAGAACUUAAAUCAAAGGUGAACAAGAAACGAUCAUGUUUUCAGAAGUACAUUGAUUUUAUGGAUGAAGAGAUGAAGAGUGUUGACAAUACUGAAAAACAGUGCACAAGUGACAUCAACGAAGCAUAUGAUGAUGCAGUCCGGCAGUUGUCAGAGAAGAGAGAAAGCCUACUAAGAGAAGACAAGGAAACGACUAAAGGAGUAGAGAAAGAACUGAAAAGUAUGAAGACCACGGCCCAGAAGCACAUCAAUCAGUUGACGAUCAUUGCUGACAUGGUAACGAAAAGAACGAAGAUACCGUUAGAUAUGGAUACUCUGGCUGUACACGACACUCUGUGUGAAGAUGUACGAGAGGUGUUGGAUAAAGAUGAUCCUGACUAUGAGCAGCCGAGAAAAUCAAGCAAGAAGGGGAGAAGUGUAUUUAAGAAAAACAUUGGAAAGAAUGAGCUAGGCCUUGGCAAGAUUGUUAAUGUAGUUGGAAAAGAUGAGCUAAGUCUUGGUAAGAUUAUUCAUGUAAUGAUAAUAACAAUAGUUAGCUUUUAUAUAGCUCAAAUCGCUCUACAGCAUAAUAUUGUAGUUGGCCUUGGUAAGACUUUUAAUGUAGACCUAGUUGAAAAGUACGUCGUUUUGCCUACUUAUAAUAUUGAUGAUGUAAAGCACGUUGCUUCGACAGCUAAGAAUAGCAUGAAUGCCAUGGUUAGUACACAAGACGGUAGGAUGGCAGUAGGACAUAGUACAGGUGGCAUCUCCAACUUCUCUUCUGAUGGUAAGCUUCAGCAGACAGUUCUGAAGGAUGUUGGAAUUGUUGGUGUAGGGUUCCUCUCUGAUGGUCGAUGUGUUGUGAUGGAUGCAUCAAACAUCAUCACACUGUACACACCAGAGUACACACAAUUGAAUGUGAUGUUUAAGACUCUAAGUCGAGAGGAAGGUGGGAUUCCUAAUCUCACUGUUGAUGCUGAUGAUCAGAUCUAUGUGAGCUACACGAAAGCCAUGAAGAUCUUGGUAUUUUCAACAGCAGGUGGGCAAGCAGUCAGGGAGAUACCAUGCAACGGGUAUGUACCAUAUCAAAUCACUAGUUACCAUGGAUCUCUGAUCAUUUCAUCAGGGCAUGUUAUUAGAUUGAUAGACAAACAGGGUGCUGUACAACAUUGGUUACCGAAACCGGGUAGUCUCCUUCACGCUGCUGUAUCUCAGUGGAAUACAAUCCUGAUAGCCAAGGUGAAGCAUGAUGAAGACUUGGUGAGCAUUGACGAGUAUACAUAUGAACUAAGGCAUAUCCGAAACCAUGUUAAUGAUUAUAAGUUUGAGAAGAUUGGCUUGUAUUGGUAUUAUCUCCAGCAGUACCGAUCAGGAGAGAUCGCUUUCUGCACCAGGUAUAGACUCUAUAUAUUUUACUGAAAGUAUUGGAUGACAUCAUGGACCUAUCAACUUUGAUGUACGAUAUAAUAUCGCAAAAGAGGGGGGGGGGGGGGGCAUAUCCGCUGAAUUGCAAUUUUCUGCCAAGUAAGCUUGUGUAUAUAAUCUAGCAAGAAACUGUUGUUGGAUCAUUUCUUUCUCGUUUCUCACCCAUAAAAAGCAUUUUGCUGCUUACAUCUUUUUAUUUUCAGCUUUGCAUUUAUCAAGCAUCAUUAUUGUGUGUAUCCUGUGUGGGUGAAGUUCUCCUACUUGAAUAUCAGACAUAAUGUUAUUAUAUAUUUCAUGAGAAAUCAAAAUGAUUCUCGAUCCAUAGACGUGUAUGAUAUUAGACUAGUAAUGAUCAUGGUGGUAGUGAUAUAUUAACCAUCGCUAUGAAAGAGUGCAUGCUAAACUGUUUAUGCGCGUAUAUGCUUGUAUUCUUAUGCAUAAAUUGGAAUAUAUCGUUAUUCUAUGCUAUUAUUCUAUCUAGACAUGAUUAUAAUGUGUAAAUAUAUAAACAUUACCUUCGUGGAAAUGGUCCGAUCUACACUCUUCAAUAUUUUUCGAAGUACUUCAAUUUCAAAAUAAAAUUAUAUUAAAUAACUUGAUUGUGAAACACCAAACAAAAUUAUUACCGGCAUUUCAGAAAAUGGCACGAAAAUGCAUAAAAAAAACAACGUCGAUGGACCUCAAUUUUUAUUUGAGUUUUGCUAUUCCAAGCAUCAUUUUCAUCAUGUUUAUCCCAUGUGAGGGAAUUUAUAGUUCUUGUAUUUUAGACGUGAUGUUAUUAGACAUUUCAUGAGAAAUCAAGUGAUUCUCUAUUCAAAUAUAAUAAAUGUAAAUAAUGUUUGACUAGUAAUGGCCAUGGUGGCAAUGUGAUAUCUACCAUUGAUAUUAAAGAGUGUAUGCCAUAAUUGUACUGUUUAUGCGCGUAUAUUUGUAUUUUUAUGCAUAAAUUGGAACAUGUUUUGAUUCAAUCUAGAUAUGAUUAUAAUGUGUAAAUAUAUAAAUAUCAUCUUCAUGGAAAUGGUCUGAUCAAUACUCUCCGAUAUUUUUAGAAGUAGUUCAAAUUAAAAAUGCAAUAUUUGAAAUAACUCGAAUGUGAAACACACACAAACAAAUUAUUGUAUAUUUCAGAAAAUGGCACGAAAAAUGUAUAAAAAAAGCAACGUCAAUGGAUUUCAAUUUUUAUUUUGAGCUUUGCUAUUAUCAAGCAUUAUCUUUAUCAUGUUUAUCCUGUGUGGGAAAAUUUCUAGGUCUUACAUUUUAGACAUAAUGCCAUUAGACAUUUCAUGAGAAUCAAAUGAUUCUCUAUUCAUAUACAUGUGUAUCAUAUCAUGGUGGAAAUGUGAUAUUUACCAUUGAUACUGGUGGUAGUGAGGUUUUAUCCUUGAUAUUAAAGAGUGUGUAUAACUGUUUUUCUAUGUAUACAUGUAUUCUUUGCAUAAAUAGGAAGAAUAAUUAUCAUAAUCCUUACAAUGUAUUUGUUUUCUGGUCGAUAAUACGUACAUGUAUAAAACUACUGUGUACAAAUAAUUUCACCUGCAUUUGAUGCGGAAAUGGUUUCAACUACAAAACUACUUUUUAAGUGCAUAGUUCAAUGCAAUAAUAAUGCAAUUAUAUGGAAUAAGUCGAUUAUGAAACAAACACAAAUAACCUUAGUGUAUUUCAGACAAUGGCACAAAAAAUGUACAGUAAUAGUCUAGGCGUAAUGAUUUAAGGGAUGUCAAUUUGGGCCAUUCACACACGUCUGAUGUGUUUAUUAUUACAGGUACACCAUUAUUUUAAUACCUUUUUUACAUUUUUUUUGGUAUAUAUUUCAAUUUUGUAAAAAUUAACGAAAUUAAAUUAAACGAAAUAGAUUUUGACAUGAUAUUCAGAAUAUGAUAUAUGAAACAAUGUAUUUAAAAUUUCUUCAUCAGAUUUUCCCUUAAUAUGUAGAGGAUUCAAUUCAAUAGAAGAUCCCGUCAGAUAUGACUUGCAAUUUACACGAAAAAAAAUCAAACUGUAUAUCAUAAUUUGUUUUGUCUUGAUGUAAACUUAUUUUAGUAUCAAUUUUCUUUCAUCAAGAGUCAUGAGUAUAACGUGAAUAUCCAAGUUGAAGAGAAAACAUUUUUGAUUGGUUUUACCAUUGAACGGUUCAGAUAUGGUCCAACAAACGUAGAGGGCAGCAACACUGCCGAGGGUUGCUACCCACUACGUUCAUUCAUAUGGUCCUUAAAUGCAAUGUUUGAUCCUCGCACAAAAUAUGAUCAAGAAUAAUAAUAUACAAAUCUAGGAAUAAGAACAUUUAACUUUUUAAUUCCCCUGCUCACAUGAGCUCUAAAGAACAAGUUACCCGUAGAAUCAGUUUAUUCAAAGAUAAAUCAAUUAUGUUCUUUAUUAAAAUAAUUCAAAAGAGAUUCGAUCAUCAAUUUGAUCAUUCCAAACCCGUUUGUAUGAUACUCUUGAAUAUAUAAUUUUUAAAAAUUUGCUCUACAUUUUAUUUCUUCUUAAGGUGUACGAACCCCCAAAUUACAUUGUGAAUUGUGUAAAUUAAAUAAAGGAAAUCUGGAAAAGAGUGUCAAUAUAAUAACAUAAUAUAUCAAUUAAAAAAAGCUUAUGUGUUAUAAAACACUUACAAUUCAGAUUCAUAUUUUAUUCAAUUUGGCUGUUUAAUUACUGUUUAAUUGAAUUGUAUUUUUCCGAUUUUAAUGAAAUAAAUACCAUAGGUGAGGACAUAACAAAUUGUUCAUAUGUACUCGAUUAAUCAAUAAAGUGUUUUUG